AUUUUUAAUUUUCCCUGUAAAAGCCCAGCCAUUGCAAAUUUAGCAAUCUGCGCUCUCCCUUGUGAGUCUGACUCUGAAGUCUGACCCUCUCUGCAAAAGAUGGGCCCAUCUUAUUCUUAUUCUUAUUCUUCUUCUCUCGCUAAUCUAAGUUUCAAAAACCAGAAUCGAUCUUUGUUGUUUCCUUUCCUUAUCUCGCCUGUAACUUUGACCAUUCUUUUCUUCUAAUUUCGAAAAAAAAAAACAAUGAAGUGUUUUCAUUUCACCAACGGGGAACGGAGAGAGGACGACGAGGGAGUCGGCGGUGGUGCUGCUGGAACCGAUGUCGUUUCAAGGGUCGUGUCCAGGGUGUCAUGGGCAAGGUCUUUGAGUAUGGCGUCGAGUAGUGUGGACACUAGACGUUCUGAGUUUGACUCUGAGUCUAACUCGUCUAGGGACUUGUCUGACUCGCUUGGUUUCUAUGAGUUUUUGUCUCAGCGGAGAGCUAAUGAUCUGAGAGUUUUCACUUUCGCGGACCUUAAAUCUGCUACCCGAGGGUUCAGCAGAGCUCUGUUGAUCGGCGAGGGAGGAUUUGGCUGUGUUUACAGAGGUGUUGUUAGGGUUCCGGAUGAUGAAAACGACGGUUUUGAUUCUAAAAUGGACGUUGCUAUAAAACAGUUGAAUCGUCAUGGUUUCCAGGGGCAUAAGGAAUGGAUAAAUGAAGUGAAUUUUUUGGGUGUAGUAAAGCACCCAAAUCUUGUCAAGUUGGUGGGUUAUUGUGCUGAAGAUGAUGAAAGAGGGAUGCAACGGCUUUUGGUCUACGAGCUUAUGCAUAACAAAAGUUUAGAGGACCAUUUGUUGGCUCGAGUGCCUACAUCUCUCCCGUGGAUGACAAGAUUGAAAAUUGCCCAAGAUGCAGCUCGUGGAUUGGCUUACCUCCAUGAAGAAAUGGAUUUUCAGCUAAUAUUUCGGGAUUUUAAACCAUCAAAUGUUCUGCUAGAUGAGGAAUUCAAUGCAAAACUUUCAGAUUUUGGUCUGGCUAGGCAGGGACCUCCUGAAGGACUUGGACAUGUUUCAACUUCAGUUGUGGGCACAGUGGGUUAUGCUGCUCCAGAGUAUGUUCAGACUGGCAGGCUGACUGUAAAGAGUGAUGUGUGGAGCUUUGGUGUAGUUCUCUAUGAGCUUAUUACAGGAAGGCGAGCGCUAGAGAGAAACCUUCCCCGGGCUGAGCAGAAGCUUUUAGAAUGGGUAAGACCGUAUGUAUCAGAUUCAAAGAAGUUCCACCUUAUUUUAGACCCAAGACUUGAAGGACAGCAUUGCAUCAAAUCAGCCCAGAAACUAGCAGUCAUCGCAAACAAGUGUCUAACAAAACAGCCAAAAUCCCGACCUAAAAUGAGCGAGGUGGUGGAGAUGCUGGGAGACAUCAUAAGUGACACAUCAUCUCAAGACGAAGUUGCCUGUGAACCUGAAGAAGUAAAGGAAGAAACUUCCAUGGAGACUGAUGAGUCAAUUAAACAAGGAACUUCCAUGGAGACUGAUGAGUCAAUUAAACAAGGGAACGGAUGUCGGAAGAAGGUUUUUGAUUUAAGAGAAAUAGUCAACUUGAGGAACAGAUCCAUAGGGAAAUUAGAUUGGAGAAAUUGGACACCUGGGUUGGUGAGAACUUCAGAAUAGACGUUUGAUAAUAGAAACGCAUACACCCUGUCUUGCUCAUAGGAAUGGAAGAGAAAUGAUUCUUGAUUCAUCCUCACUGUUGAAGAGAUGAAUACUGGACUACAUGAUAUGUGCAUAAAGCUGAAGGGCAUUAGUUAUAUGUUGUUUGCAGGAUAGCUGUACAUAUAGUUUGUUGGGCCUAAAGCUACAGGGACAUGAACUUGUCUUGAAUACACUUUGUAAGAAACAAAUUUGCAAGUCGACUAUAAUUUGUAAUUUUUUCCAAGAUGCUUAGCGAGAUGCUGAUUUUCCCGAG
Messenger RNA from Manihot esculenta (cassava), 1945 nucleotides. Its product is annotated as serine/threonine-protein kinase PCRK1. NCBI's taxonomy places the organism in Eukaryota, Viridiplantae, Streptophyta, Magnoliopsida, Malpighiales, Euphorbiaceae. Gene Ontology annotation, molecular function: protein kinase activity; ATP binding. The coding region runs from base 244 to 1650 and encodes 468 amino acids. The transcript has 4 exons. The record is from RefSeq and is a predicted model, not a curated record. Gene Ontology annotation, biological process: protein phosphorylation.